This is a messenger RNA of Larimichthys crocea (large yellow croaker), 346 nucleotides long. RefSeq names its product COP9 signalosome subunit 9 (gene cops9). NCBI's taxonomy places the organism in Eukaryota, Metazoa, Chordata, Actinopteri, Sciaenidae. The coding region runs from base 139 to 312 and encodes 57 amino acids. The transcript is spliced from 3 exons. The record is from RefSeq and is a predicted model, not a curated record.
GGAGACACCCGAGCACAGUUCAACGUUGCACACGUUUGUUUUGUUUACGUGUAGCCGACCAGCUAGCCUAGCCUAGCCUAGCUUCUUUUUUUAAAACUCCUGAAAACAUAAAAAUAUAAAAACAUAAAAACAUAAAUCAUGAAACCCGCGGUGGACGAGAUGUUUCCGGAAGGAGCAGGACCGUACGUGGAUCUGGACGAGGCAGGAGGCAGCAGCGGCCUGCUGAUGGACCUGGCAGCCAAUGAAAAAGCGGUGCACUCUGAUUUCUUUAACGACUUUGAGGAUCUGUUCGACGACGAUGACCUGCAAUGACGACAGCAUCUGAACACCUGUGUGUCAGUGUACA